AACGAAAACAGGCGGAGCAGCAGCGCGGCAGGGGCCGUUCUGGUUCGUCCUGCUGCUGGGGAUGCCCGUGAGCGCGUCUGUGAUAAACCCUGGAUUGUAGUGGAUGAUUAACCAGGCUCCAAAGCCAUCCCAUAACAGAGGAGAGGCAGCAGCACGUGCUGCGCCCUGCCUGGAGCGGGGAAGGAGCUGCUGUGGAGGGGACAGCCAAGGAACAGCUCUGGGAGGAUGAGCCCUGGGGGCUGCAGCGCUGCCUGAGCCAGCUGGGCCGCAAGGGCAGUCCAUGCACCUGUGGCUGCUGGGAGAAGCCGUGCUCAGCAUCUGUGAUCCACGCACCCAGCAGCAUGAAAGGAGGGAAGCAGGACAGCUCCGAGGGCACCCAGGGUGCCAGGGGGAAGAUGACGCUGCCCCUGGCCCUGGUGGCUCUGAUUUCUGCCUUUGGCUCUUCCUUCCAGUACGGCUACAACGUGUCUGUGAUCAACUCUCCUGCCCCGUAUAUGCAGGACUUCUACAACAGCACCUACCUGGAGAGGACAGGGGUGCCCAUGGACAGGGGCUUCCAGACCCUGCUCUGGUCACUCACAGUGUCCAUGUUCCCCCUGGGUGGCCUCUUUGGGUCACUCCUGGUGUGGCCCAUGGUCAACAACUGUGGCAGAAAGGGCACUUUGCUGAUAAAUAACCUCUUCUCCAUCGCUGCUGCCAUCCUCAUGGGGACCUCAGAGCUGGCAAAAAGCUUUGAAGUGAUCAUCCUCUCCCGUGUUCUCGUGGGAAUAUUUGCUGGCCUGGCUUCCAACGUGGUUCCCAUGUUCCUCGGAGAAAUGUCCCCCAAGAACCUGAGAGGAGCUGUGGGGGUGGUGCCGCAGCUCUUCAUCACCAUUGGCAUCCUUGCAGCCCAGAUCCUGGGGCUGCACGGCAUCCUUGGCAAUGCCAGAGGGUGGCCUGUGCUGCUGGGGCUCACCGGGAUCCCGUCCCUGCUCCAGCUCCUGGCACUGCCCUUCUUCCCCGAGAGCCCCAGGUACCUGCUCAUCCAACGGGGCUCCGAGGAGCAGGCACGGACAGCUCUGCAGAGGCUGAGGGGCUGGCAGGACGUGGAAGAGGAGAUUCAGGAGAUGUACCAGGAGGAUCGCUCUGAGAAGGAGGAAGGGCAGUUCUCUGUGCUCAGCCUGUUCACCUUCAGGGGCCUCAGGUGGCAGCUCAUCUCCAUCAUCGUCAUGAUGGCAGGGCAGCAGCUCUCGGGGGUCAACGGGGUGUUCUACUAUGCAGACAGGAUCUUCGAGUCAGCAGGGGUGCACAGCAGCAGCAUCCAGUAUGUCACCGUGUCAAUAGGUGCCAUCAACGUGGUCAUGACUCUGCUGGCUGUUUUCAUUGUGGAGUCCCUGGGGAGGAGGAUCCUCCUCCUGGCUGGCUUUGUGCUGUGCUCUGCCUCCUGUGCAAUCCUAACCCUGGCCCUCAACCUGCAGAGCUCUGUGUCCUGGAUGUCCUACCUCAGCAUAGUCUGUGUCAUUGCCUACAUCAUUGGACACGCCAUCGGACCCAGUCCCAUUCCUGCUGUGAUGAUCACCGAGAUGUUCCUGCAGUCGUCGCGGCCCGCGGCGUUCAUGGUGGGCGGCUCUGUGCACUGGCUGAGCAACUUCGCCGUGGGUCUGCUCUUCCUCUACAUGGAGGCUGGGCUGGGGCCCUACAGCUUCCUCAUCUUCUGUGCCAUCUGCGUGGCAACCCUGCUCUACAUCUUCUUCAUCGUUCCCGAGACCAAGAAUAAAACCUUCAUGGAAAUCAACAGGAUCAUGGCCAAGAGGAACAAAGUGGAGGUGCAGGAAAGCCAAGAGCCUAAAGAUUCCUACCCCCUGAAGGUAGGAAGGCAGGAAGAGAAGAAAUCGCUCUCCAGCACUGAGAUGUGAGCCAGCUGUGCUUGGCCUGACAGGAUCUGUUCAGCAGGAACACAAAUCCAGGGAUUCCUCCUUUGAUGCUGAUCUGACAAUCAGAACUGUUAGGGCAGGAAAAGACAUUUAACAUCUAAUCCAAAGCUAAUGCUGCCAAAUCCUCCUCUUGUUCCAAGGAAAAGGAAAUGUCCUCAGCCAGCUCAGUCUGUGACCAAGGAGCUGAUGAGUGUCCCCGGUGUUUGUCCUGGUGGCACAUCCAGGGGACACACGGCAGCCCUUGGGCUGGGUGGGGGCAGUUGUGUGCAAGGAGAGCCCUAAACUCCUCUGGGGAACUGUCACUUGUGUGUUUGAGGGUCCAGCAAGGGAAAUUAAAUUCCAUUUGGUAUGUCAGUGUGCAGCCCUCUGUUCUGACAAAAGCAGAACUGUUGAGCAGCUUGGCAUGGAUCUUGUGUAGUAGAUGGAGAAUCCCUCACAUGAUUUACUUUAACCCUAGCAAAUCAGUUUAUAGCUGCAAUAUACCUGGUGCUCAAGUUUGUGAUACGAGUGUUGGAAAAGGAGCUGUUUCCAUGCUCUGUCUCUGCAUCCCCUACAGAAAAGAAGGCAAAGUUGUGCCACAGGCCAGGGCACAGGGAGUGCACAGGACCUGUCCUGGGAGCUGCCCGGCCACAGCUCCACAUCUGCUCCUGUGGGACACAACUGCAAGGGAAGGGUGCUGAGUUGGUGCUGACAAACAGGAGGAGAGACAAGCAGGGAGGAUGGCGAGAAAC
This is a messenger RNA of Zonotrichia leucophrys gambelii, 2644 nucleotides long. Its product is annotated as solute carrier family 2, facilitated glucose transporter member 5-like. NCBI's taxonomy places the organism in Eukaryota, Metazoa, Chordata, Aves, Passeriformes, Passerellidae. Gene Ontology annotation, cellular component: plasma membrane. Bases 342 to 1895 code for a protein of 517 amino acids. The transcript has 13 exons. Gene Ontology annotation, molecular function: hexose transmembrane transporter activity. The record is from RefSeq and is a predicted model, not a curated record. Gene Ontology annotation, biological process: monosaccharide transmembrane transport.